AUGUCCGACGGUAUCCCCAAGAUCCCCUCGCGCCGGAACCAGGACCCGGCGCACGUCAUGAACCUCUCCCUCAACAUGGGGUAUGAGCCGUGCUCGAAGAAGGAUAUUACGAUCGUCGAUCUCGAUAUCCAGGUCUAUGGGCUGGACGAGAUCCAGGGCAGCACGAAGCCCGUCGUCGCUAUUCUCAUCGCGCACGGCUGGGCGAACAACGCGGCCCAGAUGGCCAACAUGUCGCACGGCUUGAUCGGUUCGAUCCGUUCUCGCGGCCCUGCUCCCCGAGACGUGAUCGUAGUCACGGUCGAUCAGCGGAACCACGGCCCGCGCAAGACGAAGAAGGACACGCUGUCGUACAACAAGAACCCCUGGCGUCUCGUCGCGAUGACGGCGACGCUGACGGGCGGCAUGCAGGACCAGCAGCUCAUCAUGGACUACCUCGAAGACUACGCUUUCCCAAUGGGGGGACGGAAGAUUGUCGAGUUCAUGGUCACUGGUGUGUCGCUUGGUGGGCACGUGGUGUGGAGGUUGAUGCAGAUGCCCAUCAUCGCGGUCCCGGCCGACGCUCUGGGACGCGUGCACACCGCUCGUUUCAGAGCCGAAGGUGUCCUAGGCACUGACAAGAUGUUCUACCCCGCGCGCACGCGGGCCUUCUACGAGGACCACAAGGGUCCCCAGCCGUACAGGGGGAAGAAGAUCCUGGCACUGUGCGGAGGCGUCGACGAGGUGAUUCCCCCACGACUGGGCAUGGACGAGUGGAACGACGUCGUGAACCUCCUCGGCAAGGAGAAUGCGCAGAUGGUCGUGCAGGACAACGCGGGUCAUAUCUGUACGCCGGAGAUGGUGGGGCAUGCGGCCGAGUGGUUCUACAAGUGGGGCGUCAACGUGCAGGACGCGGACAAGGCGAGGCUCUAA
Trichosporon asahii var. asahii CBS 2479 is the source of this 909-nucleotide messenger RNA. RefSeq lists its product as uncharacterized. The record is from RefSeq and is a predicted model, not a curated record. The transcript is spliced from 3 exons. NCBI's taxonomy places the organism in Eukaryota, Fungi, Basidiomycota, Tremellomycetes, Trichosporonales, Trichosporonaceae. Bases 1 to 909 code for a protein of 302 amino acids.